Sander lucioperca (pikeperch) is the source of this 3245-nucleotide messenger RNA. RefSeq lists its product as uncharacterized. Gene Ontology annotation, biological process: cell-cell junction assembly. The record is from RefSeq and is a predicted model, not a curated record. The coding region runs from base 1 to 3153 and encodes 1050 amino acids. The transcript has 18 exons. NCBI's taxonomy places the organism in Eukaryota, Metazoa, Chordata, Actinopteri, Perciformes, Percidae.
AUGGAUGGCAACUCAAUGGACAUGGAGCAUUUUCUCAGCAAGAUAUUUUCCAAUGGCUCAAGAAUUCAAACUCCUUUGGCUAGUUGUGGCCUGUCUUGUCUCAGGUGGUGCAUUCUCAACAAUGCAACCUCCAACAACAGCAGUAACAACUGCAGAGCCUACAACAACAACAGCAGGUCCGACGUCUACAACUGUAGAGCCUUCAACAACAACAGCAGGUCCGACUUCUACUACUGUAGAGCCUACAACAACAGCAGGUGCGAGUUCUACUACUGUAGAGCCUACAACAACAACAGCAGCAGGUCCAACUUCCACAACUGUAGAGCCUACAACAACAACAGCAGCAGGUCCGACUUCCACAACUGUAGAGCCUACAACAACAGCAGGUCCGACUUCCACAACUGUAGAGCCUACAACAACAACAGCAGGUCCGACUUCUACAACUGUAGAGCCUACAACAACAACAGCAGGUCCGACCUCUUCUACUGUAGAGCCUACAAAAACAACAGCAGGUCCGACUUCUACUACUGUAGAGCCUACAACAACAACAGCAGGUCCGACUUCUACUACUGUAGAGCCUACAACGACAACAGCAGGUCCGACUUCUACUACUGUAGAGCCUACAACAACAACAGGAGGUCCGACUUCCACAACUGUAGAGCCUACAACAACAGGAGGUCCGACUUCUACUACUGUAGAGCCUACAACAACAACAGCAGGUCCGACUUCUACUACUGUGGAGCCUACAACAACAACAGCAGGUCCGACUUCUACUACUGUAGAGCCUACAACAACAACAGGAGGUCCGACUUCUACUACUGUAGAGCCUACAACAACAACAGCAGGUCCGACUUCCACAACUGUAGAGCCUACAACAACAACAGCAGGUCCGACUUCUACUACUGUAGAGCCUACAACAACAACAGCAGGUCCGACUUCUACUACUGUAGAGCCUACAACAACAACAGCAGGUCCGACUUCCACAACUGUAGAGCCUACAACAACAACAGGAGGUCCGACUUCUACUACUGUAGAGCCUACAACAACAACAGUAGGUCCGACUUCCACAACUGUAGAGCCUACAACAACAACAGGAGGUCCGACUUCUACUACUGUAGAGCCUACAACAACAACAGCAGGUCCGACUUCUACUACUGUAGAGCCUACAACAACAACAGUAGGUCCGACUUCCACAACUGUAGAGCCUACAACAACAGCAGGUCCGACUUCUACUACUGUAGAGCCUACAACAACAACAGCAGGUCCGACUUCUACUACUGUAGAGCCUACAACAACAACAGCAGGUCCGACUUCUACUACUGUAGAGCCUACAACAACAACAGGAGGUCCGACUUCUACUACUGUAGAGCCUACAACAACAACAGCAGGUCCGACUUCCACAACUGUAGAGCCUACAACAACAACAGCAGGUCCGACUUCUACUACUGUAGAGCCUACAAUAACAACAGGAGGUCCGACUUCUACUACUGUAGAGCCUACAACAACAACAGUAGGUCCGACUUCCACAACUGUAGAGCCUACAACAACAACAGCAGGUCCGACUUCUACUACUGUAGAGCCUACAACAACAACAGGAGGUCCGACUUCUACUACUGUAGAGCCUACAACAACAACAGCAGGUCCGACUUCCACAACUGUAGAGCCUACAACAACAACAGCAGGUCCGACUUCCACAACUGUAGAGCCUACAACAACAACAGGAGGUCCGACUUCUACUACUGUAGAGCCUACAACAACAACAGCAGGUCCGACUUCUACUACUGUAGAGCCUACAACAACAACAGCAGGUCCGACUUCCACAACUGUAGAGCCUACAACAACAACAGGAGGUCCGACUUCUACUACUGUAGAGCCUACAACAACAACAAGCCUACAACAACAACAGUAGGUCCGACUUCUACUACUGUAGAGCCUACAACAACAACAGCAGUUCCUACAACCACAGAGCUUCCAGACCCUUGUGAUGGAAACCCAUGUGGCGAUGGGAGCACCUGUGUGCCUCGUUUCAAUCAAAGCUUUGCAUGCUUGUGCUUGGCUGGUGAGAACUACAAUUAUGACAGCAGAAGAUGUGAGAGUGCCAAAGUUUUCCCUGGACAGCUAAUCCUGCCUGAAUUAACAUACAAUGGAAAAAUGUCUGACAAUACAUCACCAGAAUUUCAAGCUGCCUCGCUAAAAAUUACCAAAGAGCUGUUGAAUGUUUUCAAAGACUCGGUGGGUUACUCUGAAUCUACAGUGUUGAAACUCCGGCCCAAUAAAGCCAAUAAAGUUUGGUCAAGGUCAGAGACUGGGGUCAGUGCAGAUGUAGAGAUCAUCUUCACAGAACAGGCUGAAAUCACAACAGUAGAAGUUACAGAGAAGAUGAAAACAGCCAGCAAUGGAGACGGUGUUCUGAAAGGUGCAGUCUUUGAUGAUACAAACCUGUGUGAUAAGAAGCCCUGUGAUGAGAGCAGUACAACGUGCAAAUGGGCAGAUGGAUCCUCUACCUGCACCUGUUUGGUCAAUUACAUUAAGACGGACUUCACUACCAGAAUGUGCAUUGCUUGUCCCAGCGGUCAAAAAGCUGAGGGUUCUGAAAAAUGUGUCAAUUGUCCAUUUGGUUAUUCUGGUUUUAACUGCAAAGAAUCAUGGAAGCUGGUGCUGGUAAUCGUCGGCUCUGUGCUCGGGGGACUGCUGCUCAUCACACUCAUUCUUCUGCCUGUAGUGGCACGCAAAUUUUCAAAGAGCUCCAUUAUGAACAAAAAUGCAGACAUUGGGAAGCCUUACGUCAGCCACCCUCCUGCCAAUAAACCAUUGGUUAACAGCAGCUUAGCCAACGGCCUGUCAGCCUUUGCCAAUGCUGGGGUGCCCAGGAUCCCACGGGCCACAACCACCAACAGCUGGGACAGCAGGACCAACCUGGAGAUGACUCCGAACACCAGUCGGCAAAACAUGAUCCCUGAGUGGAGAAACUCUCGUUUCCACGACGACCAUGAUGACAUGAACCCAUAUGCUCAGACUCAACCCCAGAGCAGCUUCUAUGCUCAGACUCGCCCCUAUGCCCAGAAUCGACCUCAGAUCAACCCAUAUGCUCAGAACCAAGGCCACAGCAACCCUAACUACAUGCACGACGAUGGAAGAAGGUUGAAUCAAUGACGAUGCACAAAGGUUCAUCUGGCAGUGACAUUUCCCUCCCAAAUAACUGUACACCAUUAUGUUAAGAGUUGUAUAAACAGAAGCAAAACAGU